This is a messenger RNA of Symbiodinium pilosum, 672 nucleotides long. Lineage: Eukaryota; Dinophyceae; Suessiales; Symbiodiniaceae. The record is from the annotation of a GenBank genome assembly.
UCCGGUCGUACUGUGCGUAACCCGUCGAGCUACUGGACCAAGCUUCUUGGUACCAAGGCCACGAUGAUCAUGCACCCGAGGAUCGAAGAUGAAGACUUCAUCGCUUUUAAAAUCGCCCGGGACCGCAUGGUCGAUCGUCGCAAUGAGGCCGUGCAACACCGGUGGAAGGUCCUGCGCAAGGAGAUUUCUUGGGAGGACGUGGAGGACGAGGCAUCGGACGUUCUGGAGUUCAUCCGUGACCGGGAGCCCUUGCCGUGGGUCCUGGGCCCACGCGGUCGUACACUCUCCGACCCGGAGUUGGCCGAGAUCGCCGAGCGGAAGGAGCGCAUCGGUCGGGCAGUCAACAAGUUGCUGGGCGUGCAUGCUUUGACUUGGGAAGAGCUCCGGCAGGGCAAGGAACCUCGGCCGUACGUGCCUCCCCAUCAACAGCCCAGGGAGCCCAACUACCCUCCGCCGGACAGACUCAGGUCUAAAGCCAUGCCACGGCCGGGCGCGCAAGUCCAGAUUCCCCCCGUCAUUUCCCAGGCCGCCCCAGCCAAACAACCCGCCGUGCGUCCAGCUGCAGUGACACCACCCAAGGCCGAGCCCGCCAAGGCGGCACAGCCCCCCGCCGAUCCACCUCAACCGGUCAUGCUUUCUGCCCCGGACACUGCAGCCCCACCGGACGAUCAG